Botrytis deweyae is the source of this 3903-nucleotide messenger RNA. RefSeq lists its product as uncharacterized. Gene Ontology annotation, molecular function: ATP binding; ATP hydrolysis activity; ABC-type transporter activity. Gene Ontology annotation, cellular component: membrane. The record is from RefSeq and is a predicted model, not a curated record. Gene Ontology annotation, biological process: transmembrane transport. The transcript has 16 exons. Lineage: Eukaryota; Fungi; Ascomycota; Leotiomycetes; Helotiales; Sclerotiniaceae. The coding region runs from base 1 to 3903 and encodes 1300 amino acids.
AUGCGCCGUGCCGUUUCGAUUCUGAUCCAAGGCCUUAUCGCUUCGCAAGCUGAUAUGCAGUCUACUGUAGUUUACCAUCGUGGUACUGUGUCUACUCAGAUUGGCCCUGCUAGUCUUAUGGACGCUCCCUCUGUAUGCUGCAUUACGGACACGCGCGACCAUCGCAACAGCAGCGCUGGAUCUAGCCGCUACCAUCGCAAUAGGGCUUUUGUCGCCUCUGGAGCAUGCAAAGUCGCUGCGACCGUCGAUCUUACUCAGCAAUGGCUCCUCCCGGGCUCAUCCGCUACUUCCGCCGUAUUCGUAGCUGCACUGGCUAUCAAGAGCCUGUUGCUGGUUCUGGAGGCCCUUUCAAAGGCGAGCCACAGUCAUACGCAGGGCCCAGAUAUGCCAGAGCGGAGGAGCGGUAUCUACAGCCUUAGUUUCUUUGCCUGGCUGAACCCGUUGAUUUAUCAAGGCAAUUGGGGCAAUUUGACGGUCCAUGAUUUGUACCCAAUCGAUGAGCAUAUUUCGUCCCAGUCAGUCCACGAGCGAGUUCAGAAGCAGUGGAAUUCCAGUUCCAAAGAUAAAAGCUAUUCUCUCGCCUUAGCGAUAGCCAAGGCGCUCUGGGCUCCAGUCACCGUAACUAUGGUCCCUAGACUUGUUUUAAUCGCAUUCAGUAUGGCCCAGCCAUUUUUGAUUGAAGAUGCUAUCAAUUUUGUCGAGGGUGGAACCGAACCCAAUCAAUAUGGUUAUGGGCUGAUUGGAGCUUUUGGAAUUACAUAUCUUGGAAUUGCUAUUUCGACAGCGUGGUACCAGUAUCUGACUUCUCGGGCACUCACGAUGAUUCGCGCGGCGCUGAUCAGCAUCAUCUACAAGUCGAGCCUUGAUAUCGCCGUGGGCACUGUAGAGGCGUCUUCGCCUGCAAGCUUGAUGGGGGCCGAUGUCGAGCGUGUCAUGUCGACGCUUCAGUGGGUCAUCAGUACAGCCCCCAACAUUAUUCAGGCUACCGUCGCCAUCUGGAUGUUAGAGACACGUCUCGGGGCAAUUUGCGUGGCACCUGUCAUUUUGCUUCCGAUUCUGGCAUACGCAUCUAGUCAAGUUGCUAAGAAAAUCCGGCCGCGCCAGCGACAAUGGAUGCAAGCAGUUCAGAAACGUGUGGCUUACACCUCGGAUGUUCUCGGCUCGAUUAAGGGUAUGAAGAUGCUUGGUCUCACCAAUAUGAUCACUGGGAACGUGCAAGAUCUGAGAGAACAAGAGUUGCAAAAGUCGAAGCGUUUUCGAUAUGUACAGAUCGUCAAUAUCACCCUCGGAAAUGCCGCAAACAUACUGUCUCCCGUCGUCACCUUCAUCGGCUAUGGCAUUAUUGCGAAGUACUCGUCCGGUAAGGCACCAAGUGCCGCAACCAUCUUCUCGUCGUUGUCUCUGCUGUCGGUGUUGAUCAGUCCGGUGAACGAGCUAGUCUCAGCCAUUCCCAAUCUAGCCUCCGCGUUAGAGUGUUGCAAUCGUAUUCAACAGUACACGGAAGGCAAGAAACAGGUCGACUUCAGACGCCUGACCCGUGAGCCCAGAGUUUCUGAUGUUGAGACUGAUAGGGAGCCGAAAUACGAGAAAUCCGAAAGCGGCACCAGCAUCAUUGAACUUAGGCAGGUCAAUGCAGGCUGGUCUCCAGAGAAGACCGUCCUCCACGACCUCUCCGUGCAGAUUACUGCGGGCACACUAACCAUCGUUGUCGGGCCCGUUGGAUGCGGAAAAUCCACUUUACUCCAGAUCUUGCUAGGCGAAGGGAUCCUGCACAGCGGCUCAAACAUCGUUGGCAACUUGGAUUAUGAUCAGGAAUGGUAUAUCUCUUGUUUGCGGGCAUGUGCCUUGGACGUUGAUAUUCGUCAGUUUCCAGACGGCGAUAGUAGCCGAGUGGGAAGUAAAGGUAUUUCAUUGAGUGGCGGGCAGAAACAACGCUUGACCGUCGCUAGAGCCGUCUACGCCCGGAAGAAGAUUGUCCUGAUGGACGAUUGCCUCAGCGGGCUGGACUCGGAAACGGAACGGCACUGCUUUCACCAACUGUUAAGUCAAGAUGGAUUAAUACGAAACACUGGUGCUACUAUUAUACUGGUUACUCAUGCCGUCAAAUGGCUCCCGUAUUCAGAUCAGAUCCUCGUUCUUAGCCCAGAGGGUCGCCUAUUACAGUUCGGCACAUACCAAUCUCUCACAUCAGUACCCGGACAUCUUCAUAAUCUCAACUUGAAAGAAAACGGAUUCGAGAACGCAAGUUCCAUUACGAAGCUGGAUAUCAAUUCAAGUACAUCAGAUUCUCCAAUACCCGACGAAAAGAGGGAUAAGGAGGAAGCAGGUGAAAGAGGCGGACGUCGAGAUCCCCGUAAUCUUUUAUACUACAUUAACACUAUGGGCAAACCAGCUUUUGGCUUAUUUCUACUUUUCACCACCAUACAGUGUAGUUUUAUCGCACUACAGCCACUGUGGCUCAGCUGGAUGAGGGCUCCUAUGACUUUUAUCUCGGCCACGGACUCGGGAUCUCUCUUGAACCGGUUCACUCAGGAUAUGACCCUAAUGGAUAUGCAAUUACCAAUGUCCCUUUUGCUUUCCACCGAAGGACUUGGCAAAACCAUCGCCGGAGCAAUCCUGACUUGCGUCUCCUCAGGCUAUAUGGCCCUGUGUCUGCCUGUUUUAGGAGUGGCGCUCUUCUAUCUUCAAAAGUACUACCUCCAGACCUCCCGGCAGAUGCGGCUACUCGAUCUCGAAGCCAAAUCCCCGCUCUAUACGCAUCUCACUGAGACCUUGGACGGGGUGCGGACCAUACGUGCAUUGAAAUGGAAGGGGUACGUCCUUAACCAAAACUUUGGACUGCUCGAUCUUGCGCAACGACCGUUCUAUCUGCUUUUGUGCCUGCAGAACUGGUUAAAUCUCGUGCUAGAUGUUGUCGUCGCUUGUUUGGCUAUCAUCCUCAUUGCUUUAGCCGUGACGCUGCGGCAUUCGAUGAACAGCAGUCUGCUGGGAGUUGCGAUGGUUAGCAUUGUGAGUUUUAGUCAAACGCUAUCAUCUUUCGUGAAUUACUGGACUAGUAUCGAGUCGUCUUUGGGGGCUAUUGCGAGAACACGGCGAUUUGUCGCAGAAACGCCGGCAGAACUGUCCGACGGAGCAGCAGUCGUCUCUGUAGAAUGGCCUUCGGACACUUCUAUCGAGUUCAAGGAUGUCUCUGCUUCAUAUCAGGUCUCCGGUCCCGAGGUCGUACAGAAGAUUAAUCUGAUCAUCGAUGCUGGGCAGCGGGUCGCGAUUUGUGGCCGCACGGGUUCGGGCAAAUCCACUCUCGUCGCACUUCUCCUACGCCUGCUAGACCCCAAGUCUGGCGUCGUGUCCAUUGGGCACGACGACAUCUCUUCGCUUUCCCCAGAGACAGUCCGCGGGCGCAUCAACUCGCUGCCACAGGACCCGUGGUUUCUGCCGGGGGGACAUGAAACUGUGCGUUCCAACUUGGACCCUCUAAGCGAAGCCACAGAAUCCCAGAUCCAAGUUGCAUUGGAAAAAGUCGGAUUGACAGAGCAGAUCCGGAGGAUGGGCGGCCACGAUGCAGAAAUGCGUGGGAGUCACCUGUCCGCUGGACAAAGACAAUUGUUCUGUUUGGCGAGGGCCAUGCUGAUGCGGAGAAGUAAAAUCUUGCUGCUGGAUGAGGCAACAAGCAGUGUCGAUGUACCUACGGAGGAGACCAUGAUGUCCAUCUUGCGGACCGAGUUUCAAGGCUGGACUAUCAUAGCAAUCGUCUAUCGGCUACAGAGCAUCCAGGACUUUGAUCGCGUGGUGAUGCUGGAUCAGGGCCGGGUUGUCGAAUGUGAAAGUCCGACGGUGCUUCUUGCGGAUGAGGGCUCGGCUUUUGCGAAGCUGUAUAGGAAUGGGGGGUGGCAGUCAUCUUAG